Molecule: messenger RNA, 1301 nt
Organism: Mytilus californianus (California mussel)
Lineage: Eukaryota; Metazoa; Mollusca; Bivalvia; Mytilida; Mytilidae
Product: type I iodothyronine deiodinase-like
Molecular function (GO): thyroxine 5'-deiodinase activity
Source: RefSeq, a predicted model, not a curated record
AUGGCAGACCUGGAACGUUUCAAGGAAAUGAUCCGUGAGUUUGCUUCUGUUGCUGACUUUGUAUUAAUUUAUGUAAGAGAAGCACACCCUUUAGAUGGAUGGAAUAUCCGUGGUCCUAAAUAUGAAGAUAUGUUACAGCAUAAAUCAUUAGAGGAAAGAAUUGAAGCUGCUAAACUUCUUAGACAAGAAGGUAUUGACUGUCCGAUACUGACAAGUGUGACAGUUCCAAUAAAUAUGACACUACAAAUACUGCAAUUUCUUCAAAAAUGUUUAAUUCUACUUCAAGGAAUCAUGUUUGCGAUAUUUUUAACGGUAAUUAUGAUAUUACAAAAAAUACCGUUUGUAUGCAAAUUAAUGGAAUACUUACAGGCCAGAGCAGCAAAAAAACAUAUCGGUCGCGAAAUUAUUUCAAAUGUUAAUCUGUCAGCUGUAAAACAGUGUUCGUGGUUUUAUUGUGAUGUUAUGCAUAAAGAAUCGGAGCUCGGAAAAGAAGCCAAAAAUUCAACAGUAUAUGAUGUUGAUACUAAGACAUUCCGGAAAUUAUUAGACUUCCAAAUAAAUGAUCGUCCUUUGGUUAUUAGUUUUGGAAGCUGCUCUUGACCACCGUUUAUGGCAAAGUUGCAUCUUUUUAAGGAAAUGAUGCGUGAUUUUGCCGGCAUAGCUGAUUUUGUCAUUGUUUAUGUAUCCGAAUCACAUGCAGCAGACGAUUGGAGCAUACAAGGCACAACGUACGAUCAUAUACCACAACACAGAUCUUUAGAUGACCGAAUUGCUGCAGCGUCAUUGCUUCGAAAGGAAGACAUACACUGUCCAUUGCUAGUCGAUACAAUGGACGAUAAAACAUGCAUUUAUAUAGCAUACAGUGCCUUUCCAGAACGUUACUACAUUAUUCAAGAUGGGAAAGUUAGCUAUGCGAACAAGUUCGGUUCUCACAAUUACGACCCAGAAAGCGUCAUUGUGUGGUUACAGAUGCACAGGAAAACAUUGUAGUUAUCGACGUGUGAAAAUUAAAUUUGAUAUGUUGACGUUUAAUCCUACUAGCUAGUUUUAGACUUUUACGGUAAUAACUAUUUAGUAUACUGAAAUUGAAAUCAUAAAGAUUAUAAAACUGCUAAUUAUCUUAAAUUUUAUUCAAAGAAAUCAAUGAUGUGUGCCCAACAAACAAAGGACAGUCGAUGCUCAUAUUUUCAAUUUUUCAUUAUUAUUUUGAAAACUUUAUGUUUUACUUUAAACAAUGCGUUGGGAAGUUUUACUUGAACACCUUCAUAUAUAACUAUUUAUUAAAAGCAUACGUUUGAAAU